CUUCCACACUCGAAAUAGCUACGUUACAGAGGAGAGUUGGAACGUGUUCUGGGAGUGGGUGUGUUUGUUUGAGUUCAGUGUGUGCAGAAAAGGCAAGCCUCCACAGCCACUCACACACUUCCCUCUUCAGCGAUGGGUACGCAGACAGCCGAGCUCCUGGACUAAGUCUCUGAAUGUGUAUCUGAGACUUCCCCUUACUGAGCUCCAGAGGCUCCCAGUGACCUCUUGGUAAUCAGCCUUGGUGGAGCCCAAAUCCCCACCCCUCAGAAAACUCACGGAGCCUGACGUCUGCCUGUGAGCAGCUUUCAGGAAAGACCUCACAAGCGCCCACCCACCCAAUCUCUCUUGGUAGCAAAUAGCUCAACCCAAGCCCAUUUCCUCAAAAGAUGGUGGAGGACUUAGCAGCCUCCUAUAUUGCUUUGAAAUUGGAGAAUGAAAUUCUGCAGGCCCAAGUGCAGCGGCUGAUGGAAGAAAAUGCUGCCCUUCAGGCCCAGAUCCCAGAGUUCCAGAAGUCCCGAGAAGCCAAAGAGGAUGAACCAUUCCUAAAGCCCUCAGAGGCUCAGGAGCCCCAGAAGCCCCCAGAGUCCCUGGAUCUCCCAGCAGCCUGGGAGUCUCAAGAGCCCCCGAAGGUGGAGGAGCCCCAGAAGCCCGCAGAGCCACAGAAAAUCCCAGCCCGGGAGCCCCCAGCAGCCCAGAAGCCUCAGGAGGCCCAGAAACCCCAGGAGGCCCAGAAGCCCCUGGAGCCCCCAGCAACUCAGGAGCCUCAGGCACAGCCAGAGGCCCAUGAGCUCCCAGCAGACUGGGAGGCCCAAGAGCCCCCAGACAGCCAGGAUGCCCCAGAGGCCCAGAAGCCCCAGAAUUCAGAACUCCAGGACCCCCCAAACACUGAGGAGUCACCAGAAUGCCAGGAGACCUCAGCACAGCUGGAGUUCCUUGAGCUUCCAGCUCCCCAGGAGCCUCUGGAGCCUCAGGUGCUGCAGGAGCCCCUGGAUCCUUCAGAUGCCCAGGAGCUCCUAGAACUCUCAGCACCUCAGGAGUCCCUGGAGGGCCUGAUAGUUGUGGAGACAUCAGCAGCUUCAGAAUUUCCACAGACCCUCAGUGGAUUAGAGGCUGCAGUUUUUCCCCUAGAAUACCCUUUAGCUUUCAGUGGGGACGCCCAGAAGCUUCCUGAGUUCCUGGUUCAACUGAACAGUUAUGUGAGAGUCAGAGGGCACCUAUAUCCCACUGAAGCAGCCUUGGUGAGCUUUGUUGGCAACCGCAUCUCAGGUGAGGCAGGAAGGUGGUUGCAGCCCUUAUUGGAUAUCCAAAGCCCCCUGCUGGAGCAAUUUGAAAGUUUCAUACAAGUGCUCCAGGACACUUUUGACAAUCCAGAAAACAUGGAAGAUGCCAACCAUUGCAUCCAUCAAUUCUGCCAAGGGGAGGGCCCUGCCCACCAGUAUGUGACCCACUUCCACCUCAUUGCUCAAGAGCUGAACUGGGAUGAAAGAACUCUCUGCAUCCAAUUUCAAGAAGGACUUGCCAGUUCUAUCAGAGAUGAACUGUCUCUCACAAGCCCAGCCACCAGCCUAUCUGAUCUGAUCACUCAGUGCAUCAGCCUAGGAGAGAAGCCUGACCCCAGUCCAUCAGGGGCAAGCCCCUCUGAAGAGAGAGAUGGGCCUGAAAGUCCACCAGCCAAAAACCAACCUAUGCAGGCUGCAAGCAACCGCCCACAUCUCAGUGAAGCUGAACGGGCCCGUCGCCGUGAAGGCCACUUGUGUCUCUACUGCGGUCAUCCUGGUCAUUUUGCCAGAGAUUGCCCUGCCAAGCCUCAUCGUGUACAGCAGGCGGGAAACAUCGAGGCCCGGCGGUAAGGGGGACCCCGGGCGGGCCAAUCUACAAAUACGCGUCCCCCUCUCUUCCAAUAUCCAUGUCCCGUACCCUAUGGCUGACUGUUGAAAUCCGACUGGGAAGACGGCAGUUCUUUGAGCAAGCAAUGGUGGAUUCAGGCUCC
Molecule: messenger RNA, 1990 nt
Organism: Propithecus coquereli (Coquerel's sifaka)
Lineage: Eukaryota; Metazoa; Chordata; Mammalia; Primates; Indriidae
Gene: RTL3
Product: zinc finger, CCHC domain containing 5
Exons: 2
Coding region: 387-1850 (487 amino acids)
Molecular function (GO): zinc ion binding; nucleic acid binding
Source: RefSeq, a predicted model, not a curated record